GCCCCCUGUGAGUCAGAGGGUUUUAGGAGAGCUACUGUAAUGACAGCUCAAAGCUGUCCACGUCAACACUGAGCUACAACCAUGGACUCCGCGGCUGUGGAACCCUCGCUCUACACUGUGAAGGCUGUCUUCAUCUUAGACAACGAUGGAAACCGACUGCUUUCAAAGUACUAUGAUCCAGAACUCUACCCAUCCAUGAAAGAGCAGAAGAAUUUUGAAACGAACAUCUUCAACAAAACACAUAAAGCUGACAAUGAAAUCUCUUUCUUAGAGGGAAUGACGAUAGUCUACAAGAGCAGCAUAGACUUGUUCUUCUAUGUAGUUGGCAGCGCUCAGGAGAAUGAGCUCAUGCUGAUGGCAGUGUUGAACUGCUUGUUUGAGUCUCUCAGUCAGAUGUUGAGGAAGAAUGUGGAGAAACGGACUCUGUUGGAUAACAUGGAUGGAGUGUUCCUGGUGGUGGAUGAAAUCAUCGAUGGAGGGGUGAUCCUAGAGAGUGACCCCCAGCAGGUCAUUGAGAAGGUCAACUACAGGGCAGAUGACAACCCAUUAUCAGAACAGAGUGUGGCACAGCACAUCACUGAAAAACUGGCUCUCACCUCAAAUGUGUUGCAGUCAGCAAAGGAGCAGAUCAAGUGGUCAAUUCUAAAAUAACAUUUUCCAUGACCUGUAGAAAUCUGUAAAUUAUUGCAAGGGAAUUUAAUUUUUAUGUUUUUUAAUGAGUUAUAAUUUAAUUAAUUAUUUAAGAAAUGCAGUUGCAUUUCAUGUUCAGUACUGAAAUAUGUAUAUUUUUUGCCAAAGAAUAAUUUGUUUUGUUUUUUAAAUGAUUUGCUUACUGCUUACAUCAGUUACUGCUAACAUCAGUAAAUACAUGCAUACCUGUCUAUUUCAGUACAAAGGAGCUUUGAAGCAAUCGCAACUCCUUUUAACCUCUGCAAAUGUUGGUAUAAUGCUGUUCUGUCUAGAGGAGGUUCAGUCAUGUCAUUUAAAUUGUCACAGGUCUAAACUUCACUGUCUAAACUUUUAUUAGUCUUUCGUCAGUUUUGUAAUUUUGGGUAUGCUUUAAAACCUUUGGUCAAAAUAAUAAUUGACAAAGAUCUGUUACACUAAGUCUCUAUAUUUUGCUAUUUAAAUCUUGUUUUGUUGUUGUUGUUGUUCAAAUGAGAAAAACGCAAUAUAUAUGUGUGUGUGUGUGUGUGUGUGUGUGUGUGUAUGUGAGUGCGUGCGUGCGUGUGUGUGUGUGUAUUUUGUUUUGGUGAUACAAAAUAACAAUAAAGUAACUUUCCAUGAAAAUAAUA
Carassius auratus (goldfish) is the source of this 1295-nucleotide messenger RNA. RefSeq names its product coatomer subunit zeta-1-like. Gene Ontology annotation, cellular component: COPI vesicle coat. Gene Ontology annotation, biological process: retrograde vesicle-mediated transport, Golgi to endoplasmic reticulum; intracellular protein transport; intra-Golgi vesicle-mediated transport. Lineage: Eukaryota; Metazoa; Chordata; Actinopteri; Cypriniformes; Cyprinidae. Bases 82 to 651 code for a protein of 189 amino acids. The transcript has 10 exons. The record is from RefSeq and is a predicted model, not a curated record.